Molecule: messenger RNA, 970 nt
Organism: Somion occarium
Lineage: Eukaryota; Fungi; Basidiomycota; Agaricomycetes; Polyporales; Cerrenaceae
Source: the annotation of a GenBank genome assembly
CACCUGACAACGGCCGUCCAUUUCGGGUCCAUUUUCAUGUUUUCCUUGUCGCAUCAAUUUUCGUCCUCGUCCGCUUUAAUUUCUCCAAAGUUCCCUUCUUUGUCCUGCAAGCCCUGAUACAACACGCACCAUAUAGAUACCACGAUCCCCACCUGCAGCACGACACCCACCAUGUCCCCCCUGCCUGAUUUUCUGCGCCCUCUGGUCAUCUCCGGUCCCUCCGGUGUCGGAAAGAGCACGCUCUUGCAGCGGCUGUUCACAGAAUUCCCCGACAAGUUUGGCUUCAGUGUUUCUCACACCACGCGCCCCCCGCGGGCAGGCGAACAAGACGGAAAGCACUACUACUUCGUUACCCGUGACAGCUUCCAACAGCUCAUCAAGGAAAACGCGUUCAUCGAAUACGCCGAGUUCUCUGGCAACUACUACGGUACAAGCUUCAUGACUGUCCGCGAAGUCUCAAAAGGCGGCCGGAGAUGUUUGCUGGAUAUCGAGGCGCAGGGCGUUCGCCAAGUAAAAGCAACCAAUCUGAAUCCUGUCUACCUCUUCAUUUCGCCCCCCACUCUCGAGUCACUCCGUCUCCGUUUGCAAGGCCGGGGAACAGAAGACGAGUCUUCCCUCGCUAAAAGGCUCACCACCGCAUUCAAGGAGAUAGAGUACGCCAAGGAGGGCGCUCAUGACUAUGUGAUUGUGAACGAUGAACUUGAGAGGGCGUAUGAUCUAUUCAAAAGAGUCGCACUAGGAGAAAAGAUCAAAGGCGACCAGCUGCCUCCGCUAGAUGAUUAGAUGUCCGUUUCAACUACGGCUUCCAUGGUAUAGUGUUACAUGAUGGACUAUCUGGUGACGAGGACACGUCAGGUCACCUGCAGUGUAGUAAAUUUAAAGAUGCAUACCCAUACCUUAGAGUGUACAGACCCAGGGAAUUAUGUGAUAGAUGGUCUGAUGGUAUGAUGAUGAUGAUUGUCAGGCCUCG